This is a messenger RNA of Callithrix jacchus (white-tufted-ear marmoset), 2829 nucleotides long. NCBI's taxonomy places the organism in Eukaryota, Metazoa, Chordata, Mammalia, Primates, Cebidae. The record is from RefSeq and is a predicted model, not a curated record.
ACGAAGCCCCAGCCGGCCGUGACGACGACCCUUCAGGGCCUCUGUUUUCUGUUACAAUGGAUCGCGAUUUAGAACAGGCUCUGGAUCGCGCAGAGAAUAUCAUUGAAAGUGCCCAACAGAGACCUCCUAGCAGGAGAUACUCACCUAGGGCGGGAAAAACUCUACAGGAAAAACUUUAUGACAUUUAUGUUGAGGAAUGUGGAAAAGAGCCUGAGGAUGCUCAGGAAUUGAGAAGCAAUGUAAAUUUGUUAGAAAAGCUUGUUAGGAGAGAUUCCUUGCCGUGUUUAGUGGUCAAUCUAUACCCAGGCAAUCAGGGGUAUUCUGUGAUGCUCCAGAGAAAAGACGGGUCCUUUGCAGAGACCAUUCAACUGCCUUAUGAUGAAACGGCAUUGCUCAACUAUUUGGAUGCAGAAGAAUUACCCCCUGCUUUGGCUGAUGUCCUGGAUAAAGCUUCAGUUAACAUUUUUCAUAGUGGAUGUGUCAUAGUAGAAGUCCGUGACUACAGGCAGUCCAGUAAUAUGCAACCCCCUGGUUACCAAAGUAGGCAUAUUCUCCUACGCCCAACGAUGCAGACUUUGGCCCAUGAUGUGAAGUCAAUGACAGGAGAUAGCCGGAAAUGGAGCCAGGAGGACAAACUUGAGCUUGAGAGACAACUGACCUUAGCGACAGCUGAACCACUGUGUCUUGAUCCUUCUGUAGCAGUUGCCUGCACCGAAAACAGGCAAAAGAUGAAUACCGACCCGAUGAAACAGUGCCUCAAGAGGUAUUCAUGGCCCUCUGUAAAGCCUCAGCAGGAGCAUUCUGACUAUUCACCCCCUCCUGAGCUAACAGUGUCAAUUUCUGGCCAAAAAGAAGAAGAAGAAGUGGGUCAGCCUUAUGAGCUGGACAUUGCUAAAGCAGAAGGUUGGGUAGACAUGUGGAAAAGUAUACCCUGUGAUUUGGCCAUGCCUUCUGAAGUGGAUGUGGAGAAGCUUGCUAAAGGGAGUCAGUUUGUAACAGCUGCUGACCCCCCGUUUCCAAUCUGGCCAGCCCAGGAGGUAGAAGACCCUUUCGGAUUUGGAUGGGAUGCUGGCUAUCAGGCCUGGGACACCAAGCCGAGCGUGAUGCAGUCGUUUAAUGAUCCGUUUCUCAGUGGUGAAAUAUGGCCACGUAAAAAAGCCAGGCAGAAGGGCCAGAAGUCUCCCUGCCAGCCCUUGCCAGGUGACCAUUCAGCUGGUCUCAGGCUUGAGCCAGAGGCUGAUGCUUGGAGGACAGUGAGUUGGGCCCAGGAAUCAGUGCAGAGCAAAGUCAAAGGUCCAGACAAGAUGUCAUUCAGCUCCAGUGGCCCAGCCAGUGUCAGUCAGCUCUCUUCAGGGAAAGCACCAGAACAGCCUAAGCCUGUGUGGGUCCAGGCUUCAGUAUUGGGGAAAGGAAAGAAACAUCCACCUCCCUACACCCAACUUCCCUCAAGCUCAGGAAAGAGUUCCUGGGAUAACAGUUUUCCCCCACAACAGGCAGGCAGCUCUCUUAAGCGUCCAUUUCCUGCUGCUGCUGCUCCUCCUCCUCCUCCUCCUCCUCCUCCUCCUCCUCCUCCUCCUCUUCCUCCUCCUCCUCCUCCUCCUCCUGCUCCUGCUGCUGCUUCUGUGGCACCAAGUCAUUCUCAGAAGUCCUCUGUGCAUCUCAUUCAAGUUAUCAGGCCCCCUCCAUUGGCCAUUCCGGUCGGGACAGACUCCAAUGUGGUGGGCCGAGUCCACGGAGCCCAGGAUUUGGGGAGCAGUUCCAAGCCUGUGCAGGUCCCUGGCUGUGGUGGCCCAGCUCCUACAGGAAUCAGUGGUAGUGGCCUUCAGUCCUCAGGAGGUCCGCUACCAGAGGCAAGGUCCGGUGCAGUGCAGGCAUCUUCUCCAGCACCCUCUCAGCUUUUCCUAAAUACUCCUGAAGGUCUCAGGCCUAUGACUUUCCUCCAGAUUCUGCAGGGCCCUGUGGUUCUGAGUGGCUCACAGGAGCAGCUCCAUCAGCUGCCUUCCCUGCUGCAACCCCAGCAGCCCACAGCUGCUCACCUUCCUCAGCCAGGACCACAGGGUUCCAUGCAAGGUUUGGGCACUCAAGGGCAGGCCUUCCCUGCUCAGCAACUUCUUAACGUGAACCUCACUGGAGCCAGAAGUGGUCUGCAGCCCCAGCCCCAGGCAGCUGUGUUGGCUCUGCCUGGCUCUGCUCAGGUUCCUCAGCAGGGGGCCCAGCUCCCCUUUGUCUUGAGGCAGCAGCAGCCACAGCCACUGCAGCCACAGCUGCAACUGCAGCCGCAACCACAGCCACAGCCCAUCCAGCGCCAGACACAGCAGUUGAGAGUCCUGCAGCAGCCAGUGUUUUUGGCUACAGGUGCUAUUCCAAUAGUGCAGCCACAUCCAGUUGGGCAAGCAGAGAGCCAGUCAGUAGGUCAGACGAACGGAGGCAAGCCAACCCCUCCAGCACCCUGAGGCUUGUGGUAGUUUGUGUCUGUCUAUCUCUCUCUUAUUAUUAUUAUUGUUAUUAUUAUUAUACUUUAGCUUCUGGGGUACAUGUGUAGAACGUGCAGGUUUGCUACAUAGAUAUACACAUGGCUUGGUAGUUUGCUGCAUCCUUCCCCCCUCCCACAUCUACAUUGGAUAUUUCACCUAAUGUUAUCCCUCUCCUAUCUCUCCACCCCCUGCUAUCCCUCCCCUAGCCUCUCUUUUAUAAGCACAGGAGCACUGACCCAAAUGAAUUCCCAGUUUUUACUUGAGUUUUGGUUUUUUUCAUGUGUAGGUAUUUUACAUUUUAAGGUACUCACUUGACAUAGAAGCACAGUCCACUGAUUUUGAUAUAGAAACAGGA